GCAGAAGGAUGCAAAGAACUGCUACCAAACGCAAGGCAGCAGAGCAAGACGUAGACUCCCAAAUGAUUAAUGAAGCUCUAAAGAUCAUACAGUCAUCGGCUAAUUCUUCGAAUGACCCGUACUUCACCUACGCCUUAAACUUGGCAAAUGAACUGCGAAAAUAUGAUCCAACCACACUGGCGCACGUCAAAAGAGCCUUCGCAAAUAUUUUAUUUGAUGCAGAUAUGGGAGUAUACUCUACUCCUUCACCAUACAGCAGUGGCACUACCUUUCGAACACCCACCCCAUACACGUCGCCUACUGAGUCGUCUUCUACUUCACAUGACUCUUCGAGGGAUUUACCCCCUUUAAUAUCAAAUACUUUCCCCACGUCAUCAGACAUAUCAGAACAUAACGUUCCAGCAACCACUAUUGAAUCCAUAUUAUUGAACAUUUGAAUGUUUUUUUGAGUACCUAUGUAAAAACUAUGCACUUUUAAAUACUUUUUCUGUUAUAAAUAAAAGCAUAUAAAAC
Messenger RNA from Acanthoscelides obtectus, 513 nucleotides. Lineage: Eukaryota; Metazoa; Arthropoda; Insecta; Coleoptera; Chrysomelidae. The record is from the annotation of a GenBank genome assembly.